Psylliodes chrysocephalus is the source of this 771-nucleotide messenger RNA. NCBI's taxonomy places the organism in Eukaryota, Metazoa, Arthropoda, Insecta, Coleoptera, Chrysomelidae. The record is from the annotation of a GenBank genome assembly.
AUGAAGUCCAUUGUAAUAGCACUAGCAGGCACCCUUCCCGAAAAAGUUAUCCCCAUCCUCAGACAAGAAUCUGAAGUUGGAAUUGACGGACGAUACAGUUCUUCAUUCGAAACCGGCAACGGCAUCAUAUCUGAAGAAUAUGGAACUUUAAAAAACCCUGGAACUCAAAAUGAAGCAGCAGAAGUAGUUGGUAGAACAGGAUACCAGUCACCUGAAGGCUUUCCAAUAGUUUUGGAGUAUAUCGCUAAUGAAUUUGGAUUCCAACCUAAAGGAGAUCAUCUUCCAGUACCCCCCGUAGAUACUAACACUCCUCCACCAAUCCCACCAGCAAUUCUAAGAUCCUUAGAGUACAACGCUGCUCAUCCUGAAGAAGAUGAUUCUGUGCAACACCAACACCCGGUUCAGGGCCAAUUCAGACAAGAAUCUGAAGUUGGCAUUGAUGGACGAUACAGUUCUUCAUUCGAAACCGGCAACGGUAUCAAAUCUGAAGAACAGGGAACUUUAAAAAACGCUGGAACUCAAAAUGAAGCACAAGAAGUAGUUGGUAAAGUAGAAUACCAGUCACCCGAAGGUUUUCCAAUCUUCUUAGAGUAUCUUGCUAAUGAACUUGGAUUUCAAGCUAAAGGGGAUCAUCUACCAGUAGCUCCCGUAGAUACUAACACUCCUCCACCAAUCCCACCAGCAAUUCUUAGAGCUUUAGAGUACAACGCUGCUCAUCCUGAAGAAGAUGAUUCUGUGCAACACCAAGCACAGGGCCAAUUCAGUCCCUAG